UUCAGAAUCUCCUCAUUUGAAGAGAGGAAAGCUUCAGGCAACGUUAUGCCAAUGAUACCAUAACUGUUGCAGAAUUAGACCUAUAACCCAGGGGCAACAGGAAAAUUAUCCAAGAUAGAAAAUCAUGAAACAGCUGGAUACUGACUCCAAGAAUGAAGACAAAUUAGUCAUGGAAGUAAACACUGAACCAACAGAGGAGAAAACUACCAACAAACUACCAAUAAGGAAAGAAACAACCCGCUUUCAAGGACUCAAGGCUUUCCUUGCUUCCCUGGCAUUUACGUAUUUUAGUAAAGCAUUUGCUGAGGCCAUGAUGAAAAGUUCCUUCACGCAACUGGAAAGGAGAUUUGGCAUUUCUUCUUCUACAGCUGGCUUCAUCGAUGGAGGCUUUGAAAUGGGAAAUUUGUUGGUGAUGGCAUUUGUGAGUUACUUCGGGGCAAAAUUUCAUCGGCCAAAGAUAAUCGCCUUUGGUUGUUUUAUCAUGUCUGUGGGCAGCUUUUUAAUGGCAUUGCCUCAUUUCUUCAUGGGAUAUUAUCAAUAUGACUCAUUAUCACUCACAUCAAACAUCUCUAUCACCAGUUUCUCUCCCUGCUUAUUAAAUCAAAGUGUCCCCAAGGUAAAAGGGAUGCCAAGGCCAGACUGUGACCAUAAAGUUGUUACCUCUUAUGCAUGGAUUUUCGUCUUGUUGGGGAAUCUGCUACGUGGAAUUGGAGAAACACCAAUUAUUCCUCUGGGCAUAUCAUACCUUGAUGAUUUCUCUAGAGAAGAAGAUGUUCCUGUUUAUCUCAGCAUUUUGCACACUGUAGCCAUGAUUGGCCCAGUAGCUGGCUUUCUCCUGGGAUCUGUGUUAGCCAGACUGUAUGUGGACAUCGGUUUUAUGGAUAUGGAUACAAUAACUAUCACUCCAACUGAUUCUCGUUGGGUUGGUGCAUGGUGGCUGGGCUUUUUAUUCACCGGGGCCAUCACGCUGAUUUCUGGAAUCCCUUUCUUGUUCCUGCCUAAAAGUCUGGACAAAAAGGAGAAUGCCUAUAUCCAUAAAAACCUGGAUCCCAAAGAAAGCAACAUUGACAACACCCAUGGACAGAAAUCUGAUGUUCAAGGACGAGUGGCAUACUCUGGACAAUUAAAAGAGUUCUUCAGGUCCCUGAAGAGAAUCUUGGGGAACAAAAUGUAUGUUAUACUAUUGUGCUCAUUACUCCUGAACACGAGCAGUUUUAUCGGUUACAUCACCUACCAGGCAAAAUAUAUGGAACAGCAGUACGGUCUGCCAAUUUCAAGAUCUAAUUUUAUAACAGCUGUUGCCGUUUUGCCAGUUGUUGGCAUUGGGAUUUUUACAGGUGGGUUCAUCAUGAGAAAGUACAAGCUAGGCAUCAUUUCUACUAUAAAACUGGGAUUUGCAGCAUCAUUCAUCGGCUUCGUCUUGCUAUUUCUGUAUCUAACGGUGGGUUGCGACAAUCACCCGGUGGCUGGACUGACAGUAUCCUAUGACGGGGAAGCAGCUGCUCAGGAUCAACUUUCUUUAUCUUCAGCCUGCAAUUCCAACUGUACCUGUGCUACCAGCCAGUGGGACCCUGUUUGUGGAGCUAAUGGACUCACAUAUGUGUCGGCCUGUUUUGCUGGAUGCAAAAACCUAACAGGAUCAAAGAAAGAAACAGUUUUUCACAAUUGCAGCUGCGUUGAGAAAGCAGAUGCUACAAUGAGGAAUUCUUCAGCCGUGUUGGGUGAAUGCCACAGAAGUGAUGAGUGCUCAAGGAGUUUUAUUUAUUACAUAAUCAUCAAAGUUGUGAGCUCCUUUAUGUUCUCACUGAGUGCUAUUCCUCUGUACAUGCUUCUUAUUAGAUGUGUACCUCAGGACCUGAAGUCACUUGCAGUUGGUCUCUUUCUGCUUGUGAUAAGAGCUUUGGGUGGAAUUCCAGCCCCAGUUUACUUUGGUGCUGUGAUUGACAAGAGUUGCUUGAAGUGGGCAAGGACCCCUUGUGGCCAAAAAGGUGCCUGUAGGCUAUAUGAUGCGGCACAGUAUAGGUAUUCCUUCUACGGUCUCACACUUGGCUUGAGAGUGCCAUCCUAUCUGCUGGCUUUCAUCUUUUUCUUGCUUGUCAAGAAACAUGUUGGAGAACAAGAGGCCAAGGAGGCUGAAAAUGGGUCCAAAGAAGGUGCACCUCUGAACGAAGAGAUAAAACUAAAGGAUACAGAACUUUCAGCACAUCGUUCAGAUGCAGAAAUGAAUACCUGCCUCUAGCAAAAAACUGGACGUACACCAAGGGUAGAAGUUGAUGGACUGCAGGCAUCUUAGACUCUUAGAACUUAGCUACUGAAAAAUGGCAGCAUUGUUUCCUGUCAUUUUUGGGAGGGGAAGUUACCUCAUUAGGGCAAAGCAGCACCCAGUCAAUCCUUCAGGAUUCAAGGCAAAAAAAGUAUUCAUUUCUCCGACCCCUUUGAAAAACAGAACUUUGGAAGGCAAAGGAGCUGCCAUCUUGUGUGGUCUUCUAAAAAUGAGACUUGAUCAUUGGUUGCACUGAAGUAAAAAAUAAAACAUUGAAUUCUG
Molecule: messenger RNA, 2545 nt
Organism: Candoia aspera
Lineage: Eukaryota; Metazoa; Chordata; Lepidosauria; Squamata; Candoiidae
Product: solute carrier organic anion transporter family member 1B3-like
Exons: 15
Coding region: 125-2239 (704 amino acids)
Biological process (GO): transmembrane transport; bile acid and bile salt transport; sodium-independent organic anion transport
Cellular component (GO): plasma membrane
Molecular function (GO): bile acid transmembrane transporter activity; protein binding
Source: RefSeq, a predicted model, not a curated record